UGCAGGGGGGUUGGAAGGGACCUUUAAAGGCCAUUCAGUCAACUCUAAGGAUUCUGUGAUUGUAUAAAUUAUAAAGCAGCUCUGGUCUGUGUGACCGUACUUAAAAGUGACUGUUAACAUUAAUACUUCCAAGUUGGCAAUUUCCUUUUGUGUUCUGUGCUAAAGCUGAAGCAGUUUUCUGCAGUGCUCCAUCCAUGCUGUUGCCACACGCUGGAUGUGAGGAUGUGAGGUCUCGAGUCGAUGUGCAAUCAUUCUGAUUGCUGUUGAAAUUCAUUCCGCUGCACACUGAAGUGAAGUUGGCAAGCUUAGUUUGAUUUUACAACUAAGAUCAGUGGUGGAAAAGAGAGCUCAGCUCUUAUGAGACGAUAGGAGCACUGCAGGCAAGGGGUUAUGAAUGGCUGUAGGGAACAUGCUUUGCUCUUUACCUCCUGAGACAGCAAAACCUCUGGAGAGGUGCCUUGUAAAGACACUUGGAGCAUUGGAAAGGAUUUUUUGAUACAGGCUGCUUAAAGCUGUCAUUCCCCCUAACAAAAAUUUGACUUUGCAGUGAUAUUUCUGUUUUGUUUUUUUUUCUCCAUCUAAUGCUUUAUUUAUUUAGUUUGCCUGAAGCAGAGCGAAGGCCUUUCUUUAUUUCUCAUGUUGUUUGUGGUAAUCUCUCGAUGUCUGCAGAUUUAGAGGUGCUUUGCAGCAAGCUGGGGUAACUUGAAAUCAGUGGUUGUGGUAUCGAAAGUACUUUGCUUGUCGUUUCAUGGUAGGGGGUGUCUCUGAAUGCAUCUAGGAUGUGUUGGUGAAGAAAAUGAGCUUUGUUUUCCUUAAGGCAAACUGCUUUCGAGGAUGUGUUCACCCACUGCACAGCAGGUUUUGCAUAUAUGAGAGCUGAUUAGUGGGUUAUCUUAAAUUCUGCCUGUGAUUGUCUUUCAGAGGCGAUGGAAGCUGCCCUGUUGGUCUUCCAGCAUCUUGUGCUGAGUGCUCAUGGCGUGUGCAAAGGACAGAUCUCCUGUGUGAUCUGAAUGUACCAGGUUGUCCUCAUGAAUGCUUCAGUGGAGAAUGUCCAUGAUCUUCUUUGCCUGUGUGGUGCGGGUGAGAGACGGUCUUCCCCUCUCAGCCUCCACAGACUUUCAUUUCAACCAGGACUUCUUGGAAUGCAGAAAGAAAUUGAAGGCAUUAUCCUCAGUUCUGGCACGCUAUCCAAGUCGAGGCACAGCAAAAGGACGUGAGCUGAGCAUACAUUUCCUGUCUUCUGGGGAGAUUGCCUGCAUGGCCAUCUGUUCCAGCAGUUACUCGACCAUCAUGGCAUUUUGCUUCCUGGAAGAGCUUCAAUGGGAAUUUGCUGCUUCCUAUGACACAACAAGCAUCAGUUUAGCUUCCAGACCGUAUGCUUUUCUUGAAUUUGAUGAUGCCAUUCAGAAAGUAAAACACCGCUUUAAUUACAUGAGUGGCUCUGCAAUGAAGGUCAGCUGGGAGAAGGUGGAGGAGGAGCUGAGGUUGCAGCCCCCUGUUCAGCUGAAGCUGGAGGAUGCAGAGCUGAUGAAUGGGAUGGCUAAUGGUGGGCACACAGGAGUGCAUGUGGAGGUUGCCCCUGCCUACAGAAUGGAGCGUGUGACCCCCCUGGGCAUUCUGUCACUUGUUCUGAACAUCAUGUGUGCAGCUCUGAAUCUCAUCCGAGGAGUUCACCUAGCAGAGCAUUCCUUUCAGGAGGACUAUGAAGGAAUUGGAAAUGUGGUAGCAUUUUUUCUACCUUUUCUAGCCUGUGUUUUUCAGUGUUAUUUGUACCUGUUCUACAGCUCCAUGAGGAAGGUGAAGACAUUUGUACUCUUCUGCUCUGUUUGUUCAUGCAAUAUUUACUUGUAUGGAUUACGGAAUCUCUGGCAAAUAGCCUUUCACAUAGGAGUGGCAUCUCUUUCCUCCUACCAGAUACUGACAAGGCAACUUAUGGAGAAACAACCUGACUGUGGAGUAUGAAAAAGACUUUGGGUUCGCAACGCUCUUUUUAAAAUUAUUUUUUUUUUGGUAUUAAAAUGGCCAAAAAUAGUUUGAAGUAUUUUUAAAUACUUGUGACAAUGGUUACUGCAAGGAGGAUGUUCCAAAGCAACGUGGAAUUAUGACAGGAUACUACUGUAGUUCAUUCACACAGUGAAGAAUUCAGCUGUGUUCCACAUAAUGUGUGCUAAUGGUGCAUGAUAGAUUUUGUCAGGUGUCAUCAACAGGUCGAGGUUCUCCUUACCAUAAACAGGCUCUUACUCUUUGACUACCACCAUCCAGACAGCAUUUUGCCAUCUGUCUUGCUGGCUUUGUGACAGUUUGGCAGCCCAACGUCUUGGCCUGCCAUGCUUCUAAAAAUACUAAAAACAUUGCAGUGAAGUGAAGGUAAAGUGGUGGGUAAUAUUUUUGUCUGUACAAUUUAUUAAGCAUUAAGAUUCUUGGUAAAUGUAAGGAAAGGAGUAGUUUGCCAUAGUUAGGUGAGUUAUCAAUGGGAGAAGGUGUUAGGAUGAGAUUCAGGGUAUGUUUUUCCUGGGUUUUGAAGGAAAGGACAAGGCUGGCUUCUUUAAAAACUCUAGAGGCUAUAAGUAUCUCCUGGCUGAGCAGCACACUGUCAUUAACUGUGUACUUAUUGUUGAAUCCCAAAUAUGCUUAGGGCAGCAUAAAGUGAACCAAGCGAACACAAGUGACCUUUCAGCUCAGGUGGCCUUUAUUUCCUUGGUUCAGGUCACUCUCACUGUAAGGGCAAUCCCAUGUUUGCUUGGUCUGUACAGAUAACAAACCUUCUAAGCCUCCUUAUGACAGACCUUCACCUUUAGAGCAAAGUACAGCUGUUGAAUUGAAAGCCAUCUCCAGUAAUGGAGAGCAAGAGCAGGUUCUCUUUUUUUAAUCUGAAACACCUUUAGUUUUUGGUGUUGAGUUCUUACACUAAGAUGGAUUUAUGAGCGUGGAAGUUUGGAUACUACUUAGCUCUACUACUUAGGAGCUGAGUUUCUUCACCUCUGCUGCACUGGGUGUUCCUGUAUGUGAUCAGGAUCACAGAAUGUGAUGCAGUUUGGCACAUAAAUGAACAUAACAAAGCAUAACAUACAUGAACAAAGCAUAGCAUUUUGAUGCUGCUGUCCCUGAAGGAUUGAAGACUCGAACUGGAAAGAUACAGGGAACUGUAAGCGUGUUAUUGUCCAACUAUGGGCAUAGCUUUUCUUUUGUAUUAUUGUUGUUUUUCCUUACAAGCCUAUUUCCUGGUGACCCCAUUUCCAUUUCCACCAAAGAUACCUUUUUUUCCUCUCACAGUCUCUACCUCUGGUGGUUGCAGGGAGAUUAACACCAUGCAGAGAUGUCUUCCUGAGUUUGCAGGAACACAUGAAAGAAUAAGUUUCUUGCACAUCUGUGAAUUUCCCUGGAAUCUCAUCAUGCCAACAUUGCUGGUGUCAGUGGAUUGCUAGACCAGAAUUGUGUAGCACCUUGGAAGCACUUCUUUGAUGCUUCAGACUUCAACCUGCAGCCCAUUAUAACCUGAAUGGUUUCUGAGACAGCAUGGUAGCACAGAAGCAUUUCUCUUCCAUUCCAUGCUAACCAAUUACUGUCACAAUAAAUAGCGAGUGCUUUAAAGUGCUUGGAAGCAUAUAGUAGAAAUGAUGGAGGAAGAUUUCAGCCAGCCAGUUAGGAGCACUGCUAAGGCCAUGUGCUGUAAGGGGUGGGUUAACAUUGGUUUUCUGUUGUAUGCUCUGGCAGAAAACUGGAGCUGAAUGGAAGAUGAAGCCAGCAUUGAGCCACUGCCCUUUUGGCACCUGGGGGUCCCCACAAACAUGCAGGUUUUAGAGCUGCCAAGCUUUAGGUUUCCAUGGUCAGUCCCAGUUUUACUUGGUGAGGUUGGUGAGGUGCUCUUUCAGUGUGAUUGGAGGCUGCAGGGAACUAAGAAAUGCAGCUGGAUUACAACUAACUCAAGUAAUUAUAAAGCAAACCAACAAAAAACCCAACCAGCCCAACUCCUGACCUCCCUCUCUCCACAUUGUCCCCAGAAAGCUUAAAGACAUGUAAAAAAAAAAUCUCUCCCUAGGAAUGAAUGCUUUGCUAACCCAGUCUGAUGGGGGCAGCUGCACCCAUGGGAUGGCAUUGGAUCUGGAUGGCCUUUAAAGUUGCUUCUAACCCCAGCUGUGCUGUGAGUCUAAGGAAGAUAGUGGAUCUGACAUGUUUUUGGUUGCCUAGGGCAUGGACUGGCCAUCAGCCUACUGGCUAACCGUGGGGAAAGAAUAAAGCAUUUCCUACUACAAAAACUUGGUGAAAGGGCCAUCUGCCAUCCUCAAACUCCCCAUUCCUCCUUUAUUUCACCUCCAGUCAGGCUUGAGAAUCCAAAAGAACUGCACUGGUUCUCCUUAGGGCUUCAGUAAAGCUGGUUUUCUAUCACAUAAGGCAUGCAGAUCACAGCCAGGGCACGGGGCCAGGGAACCAUUAUCUUCUUUGUGUUCCACAUCCCCCUAUUUAGCUGAUGGGAAGAAACUGUAAUAUUCCUGAUGGCUCCUGAGCAUCUGUUUGCUUUAUCAUAAAACAAAUGCAUUCCUGUGCCAGGUGAUGUGAGCAAUAGCUCACUUCGGUGAGGAAGGUAGAACAAGGUGUUAAGACAGCUCUUGUAAUUAACCUAAUUAGAGUUGAUAGAGAUUAAAUUCAGCCUUCCCCUUCGUGUUUUCUUUUCUUCCUGAGAAUGCUUUGUCAAAUAAAAUCAGUUGGUGCAAUUCUGCCUUCGUGGAAAUGCUUUAGGGAAUGGAUAGAGGAUGUGACUGGGUUUUUUCUGAACAGACAAAGCUUUGAUUUGCUGUGAGGCUUAAUCUCUUCACAACCUUUUAAUUUUUCCUUAUUAAAGAAUCUGUGUGCAUUCACAUGAGCACCGUAUCUGUGCACUUUGCAGGUGUGGGUUUUGAUUUGGGUACAAGAGCAAACAUUUGACCCAAUUUUUGUUUUGUGUUGUUAUUUAGAACGGCUUCUCUAUCCGUAUGGCAUUGACACAGUUAAACCUUUUCCUCCAGCCAAACAGCAGGAGGAAUAGCAUAGCUUACAUUGAUUUCAGUGCUUUAAGAUUUAAUAAAAAAGAAUGACUUGCAGUUUGAGUACAUGAAAUCUGACUCAUAGCGUGGGAUUACGGCUGUGUUAAAUCCCCAAACAGGGAUCCAUCCCUUUCUGUUCAAGCUGUUGAACGCAGGUUGACUUGUAUCUCCUUAAUUCAGUUUGUGAGUCCCUGGGAGGUUCUUCUCCUCGCCCAGCAGCACAGCGUGAGGAAGUUGGCACAGAGGAAACUUCAUUAACUUAAGGGUUUGCAGAGCGUGGUCACUUUAUGAACCCCAUUUUCUGUUCUUUUUUUUCUCCUAAAUACCUGUGAAGUUUAUAGAAGGUGGGCUGGUACCUUUUUAGACGUUUUUGCACUCUAUUAAUAAUUGAACCUGUGUAAAUGUGUAUAAAAUCAUUUUGCAUGUGUAUGUAUAAAUGUACAUAUCUAAUAAAUGGCUUUUGUUUGGUUUUGUAA
This is a messenger RNA of Lagopus leucura (white-tailed ptarmigan), 5497 nucleotides long. It is a transcript of the gene SEC22C, whose product is annotated as SEC22 homolog C, vesicle trafficking protein. Gene Ontology annotation, biological process: endoplasmic reticulum to Golgi vesicle-mediated transport. The transcript is spliced from 7 exons. The coding region runs from base 1033 to 1962 and encodes 309 amino acids. NCBI's taxonomy places the organism in Eukaryota, Metazoa, Chordata, Aves, Galliformes, Phasianidae. The record is from RefSeq and is a predicted model, not a curated record.